Lachancea mirantina is the source of this 828-nucleotide messenger RNA. Lineage: Eukaryota; Fungi; Ascomycota; Saccharomycetes; Saccharomycetales; Saccharomycetaceae. The record is from the annotation of a GenBank genome assembly.
AUGCAAUUUCACCAGUUCAUGAGUGCAGCUCGUGGGUUGCGUUCUCCGGGCCAAUUUAGAACUAUUUCUAGCGAGCAGUCUACAACGCAUCGAAGACCGCCUCCGAGAGAGCUUUUACAGCGUCAGGCAUUAAGGGACGUGAAAGUCGCAAAGCCAAACUCUUCUCAGCAUAUCAUCGCGUCCUUGAAGGACAUCGGAUCGUUGUUCAAUCCCAGUGCAAGCAAUUCGGACGAUGAAGAGAUCGAAUUGGCAGAGAAAAGAGAAAGUAUACAGCGCAGAAUUGAUUCCGGAGAACUCGAACAACUGUUGAGAACCAAGCUUGGCAUGAAUAAAAUUGACCGAGCUACGCUGGAUAUGCAAGUUGUCGAAAUACCAACAAAAUCAAUAACUAAAGCUUUCCCAGCUUUGACCGCUAAGGAUAGAGAAUUAUUGGAUACCUCGCUUUCGUUGAUUCCAGCCAAGAAAAGCUGGAAAGAUAUACCAUUUUUCCAGAAACAGCUCCUUUUCUACGUUGGUUACGGCUCCUAUGGUGCUCGUCAUGGGCUUACAUUCAUCGGGGCGCAGCCGGAGGAUUUUCUCUGGACAAAGCGUUCUAAAAGUCUGAAACAUGGAGAUGUGGUUCGAAGGCUUUCAAAUGACGAGAAACGCAACUUGAGAACAUGUUCCUCAGCCCGGAAUGAGCAAUACCAAAAGGCAAUAAGAACACUCGAUCCCGUUUCUAGAGCUGUAGUCUGGUUAGGACUGAUUGCAAGUUUCUCGGCUCUAAUCUGCGACUUUAAGAGGGAUGAUGACGAAGACGCUACUAUAACUGCGGCGCGGUUUUGCUGA